GGAUGGACUCUCCAGACAGAAGUCGAAGUCCCAGUCCAGCGAAGAGAGAACACAGCGGACCUUCAGAGAAUGAGCCAGUUCCAGCAGCAGAGAGGCCCCAACAGGUCGGCUCAGUCGAGAGAAGCCCCAAAGACAGGCCGUCCCCUCAAGCCAGUCCUGCAGGCCGCAGCCCCUCCAGGAGUCCUGCCUCCAGCAGCUCAGACACCAGCAGCAGCAGUGAUGAUGAGGAUGAACAUCAUGGGGCACUGAGGAGGAUUAGGAGCAGCGUGGCCCAGAUCAAAAGAUCCAGAUCGAGGUCCAGGUCCAGAGAGCAAGACAGAUCCAGGUCCAGAGAGAGAGACAGAUCCAGGUCCAGAGAGAGAGACAGAUCCAGGUCCAGAGAGAAAAAUAGAUCCAGAUCUAGAUCCAGGGGACAAGACAGAUCCAGGUCCAAAUCCCAAGAACGAGACAGAUCCAGGUCCAGAGAAAGGGAUAGAUCCAGGGGAAGAGAGAGAUCAAGAUCUAGAGGACGAGACAGAUCCAGGUCCUGGGGGCGAGAUAGAUCCAGGUCCAGAGACAGAGAUCGAGACCGGGAGCGCUACGACAGAGGACGCUAUGCAAGAGAUCGCUAUGAUGAUCGCCGUGACGACAGGAACGGGCGUUUUGAACGGCGGACCAAUCGGGAUGCCGAGUCAGAUCACAGGAGACGCGGCCGCUCCGCUUCCCCUCCGAGAGACGGGGAGCCGGUGGUGGCCGAUGAGCCUCCGGUCAAGAAGAAGAAGGAGGAGCUCGACCCGAUCCUGACGAGGACCGGUGGAGCUUACAUCCCCCCCGCCAAGCUACGCAUGAUGCAGCAGCAAAUCACUGACAAGAGCAGCCUGGCCUAUCAGAGGAUGAGCUGGGAGGCUCUGAAGAAGUCCAUCAACGGUUUGAUCAACAAAGUCAACGUGUCCAACAUCGUCAACAUCAUCCAGGAACUGCUGCAGGAGAACAUCGUCAGGGGCAGGGGUCUGCUGGCUCGCUCAGUACUGCAGGCUCAGGCAGCGUCUCCGAUCUUCACCCACGUUUACGCUGCUGUCGUCGCCAUCAUCAACUCCAAGUUCCCUCAGAUUGGAGAGCUGAUCCUCAAACGCCUCAUCCUGGCCUUCAGGAGGAGCUACCGCCGCAACCUUAAGCAACAGUGCCUGACAGCCUCAAAAUUUGUGGCUCACCUCAUCAACCAGAACGUGGCCCAUGAGGUUUUGUGUCUGGAGAUGCUAACCCUGCUGCUGGAGCGACCCACUGACGACAGUGUGGAGGUCACCAUCGCCUUCCUAAAGGAAUGUGGACUCAAACUGACCGAGGUCUCCCCCCGUGGAAUCAACGCCAUAUUUGAGCGUCUCAGGAACGUCCUCCACGAGUCGUCCAUUGAUAAGAGGGUUCAGUACAUGAUUGAGGUGAUGUUUGCCAUCAGGAAGGACGGUUUCAAAGAUCACCCGGUCAUCCCAGAGGGCCUGGACCUGGUAGACGAGGACGACCAGUUCACCCACAUGCUGCCACUGGAUGAUGAGUACAACCCCGAGGAUAUCCUUAAUGUGUUUAAGAUGGACCCAGACUUCCUGGAGAACGAGGAGAAAUACAAAACCAUCAAAAGAGAUAUCCUGGACGAGGGCAGCAGCGAUUCAGGGGAGGAGGGAGAUGGCAGUGACGAAGAUGAAGAAGAUGAAGAUGAGAUCGAGGAGGGGGAAGAAGAUGAGAAGGUCACCAUCUUUGAUAAGACAGAAGUCAACCUGGUUGCUUUCAGAAGAACCAUCUACCUCGCUAUACAGUCCAGUUUGGACUUCGAGGAGUGCGCCCACAAACUGAUCAAGAUGGACUUUCCUGAGAGCCAGACGAAGGAGCUGUGUAACAUGAUCCUGGACUGCUGCGCUCAACAGAGAACCUACGAAAAGUUCUUUGGUCUGCUCGCCGGGAGGUUCUGUUUGCUGAAGAAGGAGUACAUGGAGAGUUUUGAGGGGAUUUUUUCGGAGCAGUACGACACGAUUCACCGUCUAGAGACCAACAAACUGAGAAAUGUGGCCCGACUGUUCGCUCACCUGCUCUACACAGACUCUGUUCCCUGGAGUGUGUUGGAGUGUAUCAGGAUGAGCGAGGAGACCACAACGUCGUCCAGCAGGAUCUUUGUGAAGAUCCUUUUCCAGGAGCUCUGUGCCUACAUGGGCCUCCCCAAACUCAACCAGAGACUCAAAGACCCGACUCUGCAGCCGUUCUUUGAAGGCCUGUUUCCUCGUGAUAAUCCCAGGAACACUCGCUUCGCCAUCAACUUCUUCACCUCUAUUGGUCUGGGAGGACUGACGGACGAGUUGAGGGAACAUUUGAAGAACGCUCCAAAGAUGAUCAUGACCCAGAACCAAGAAGUGGAAUCCUCCGACUCCUCCUCGUCCUCUUCAUCCUCCUCUUCAUCAUCUGACGACUCCUCCUCAGACUCCUCCAGCGAUUCAGAUUCAGACUCCUCAGACUCGGACUCCUCCUCCAGCAGUAGUAGUAGCAGCAGCAGCUCAGACUCAGACACCAAACACAGGAAGAAGAAGAAGAGAAAAGAACAAAGUGGGGAGAAGAAGAAGAAAGAGAAGGAAAAGAAGAAGAGGAAGGACAAGCCCACUGACAAGAAGCGAAGCGGACACAAGAACAGCGAAGAUGAGGAGGAUGACAGUAACGACGAGAAGCAGGCGAGGAACGACAGGAGAGGCCGUGCGCGUGAGGUGGAGGAGCAUGAGCGUGCACGUGGGGAUGCCCGCCGGAGCAGACGAGACGAGAGAACAGAAGACGAAGAAAAGCAGCAGCAAGAGGAGGAGAGGAGACGAAAAAUGGACGUUCAAAGCAGGAAAAGAGACGGAGAGAGGGAGCGAGAGAGAGACCGAGACGGAGAGAGGGAGAGGGAGAGAGACCGAGACCGGGAGAAGGAGAGGGGGAGAGACAGAGACAGGGAGAGGGAGAGAGACAGAGAUGCGAGGGAGCGGGAGAAUGAGGAGAAGAGAGAGAGGGAGAGGGAACGAGAGAGAGAAAGGAAUAAAGAGAACAGAGACAGGAACAGAGAGAGAGAGGAGAGGAGGAGGAAAUAAAACUCUUCAUCUCUCCGUCCUGAAGCAGCAGUGAUGGACUGAUGACUGACAGACAAGUGAAUCUUUUCCCUCUGUCAUCCCUCUCUUCUUCUUCUUCAUCUUCAUCCUGUCACACUCUGGUGUUUUGGAUUUGGGACCUGACUCUGUCUGUCUGUUUUUUCUAUUGUUAAUUUUUGUUGUUGAUGAAAUGAGAGAAAAAAACCAUUAAAGUUGAUUUAGAUGUUUUUUUU
Molecule: messenger RNA, 3310 nt
Organism: Toxotes jaculatrix (banded archerfish)
Lineage: Eukaryota; Metazoa; Chordata; Actinopteri; Toxotidae
Gene: cwc22
Product: CWC22 spliceosome associated protein homolog
Exons: 20
Coding region: 3-3080 (1025 amino acids)
Biological process (GO): mRNA splicing, via spliceosome
Cellular component (GO): catalytic step 2 spliceosome
Molecular function (GO): protein binding; RNA binding
Source: RefSeq, a predicted model, not a curated record